Molecule: messenger RNA, 1197 nt
Organism: Meloidogyne enterolobii
Lineage: Eukaryota; Metazoa; Nematoda; Chromadorea; Rhabditida; Meloidogynidae
Source: the annotation of a GenBank genome assembly
UUUCUUUUAAAAAAUGGAUUCCUCACAACCUAAAUUAUCUCAUUGUUUCUUCCAGUAUUUUUUCGACGACAAAGUGCCUAAUGGUUAUCAGCCAAUACUUCAAGUUUUACAAAUUCGCCCACUUCAGGGACAGAACCAAUUAAGGGCUAGACUUUCUGAUGGGAUUUUUGCUUAUGCUGGUUGUGUUGUUACAAAUCUUAUUUCGGCAAGAUUUCAAGCUGAUCAACUCUCUACAAAUAAUGGAAUUAUUCAAGUUACAAAGUGGAAGAGAACUUUUACAUCAGGGAAGAUUGUCUUCAACAUGCUUGAUUACAAUUUAAUCUCUUUGGAAUUUCCUGUCAUUGGUAAUCCUCAAGCACAUUCUGGCAAUCCUGAAGAAUAUCGAAAUUACAUGCAGAACCAAUCCGAUUUUUUACAACACACGCCAACAAAAACAGAACCAGAAAAUGCAUGGGGAACAUCUUCAGCAAAAAGAGGACGUAAUAACUCUUCUCCAGAACGUCAGCCUUUGACUAAACGUCAACCAAAUGCUUCUGCUAUGCCGGGAAUUGUUCCAAUUGGAUUAAUUACUCCUUAUUGCAACAAAUGGCGAAUUUGUGGAAUUGUCAGUUCAAAGGAUCCUCAAAUUAAAGAAUUUACCAACGCUAAAGGAAAAUUUCGAGUUUUUGGUUUUGUUUUAACUGACCAAAGUUCGAGUUCAAUUCGAAUUUCUGCUUUUUCUGAGGUUGCUGAUAAAUAUUUUCCAAUGUUGGAAAAUGGACAGGCUUAUUAUGUUAGUGGUGGUGCUCGUGCUGGUUCUGUCAAAGCAGCAAAUAAGCAAUUCAACAACACUGGGCAUGAUUAUGAAAUUGUUUUGGAUCGAGAUUCUGAGAUUGUUUACUGUAAUGAUAAAUUUGAGCCUCCAAAACUUCGUUUGAAACCCGUCCAUUUGGUUAACAUUCCACAACAUGCUAAUGAAUGUGUUGAUGUUCAAGCAGUUGUUGAGCGUGUAGGUGAACCUACUCAAGUUAUGAGCCGAAAAGAUCAACGUCUUUUGGAUAAACGAGAAGUUUUUUUGGUUGAUAAAUCUGGAACAGAAAUUUGCCUUACUCUUUGGAAUGAAAUGGUUCAAAGUUUUGAAGUUGAGCCUGGGAAAGUUAUUGGAAUUAAGGGCGCUGUUGUAAGAGAAUUUAACGGUUAGCUUAUAAUUUUUCAAAA